AUGCCCAUGUGGGCCACUUGGGACCAUGGUGACAACCAGACCCAGGCCGCUGUCGAGGACCACGUCUGGGUUCGUGGUCGACCCUCAGCUGAGGUGGCCCAUGGGCUGCAGGCAAUCACUGGGCAGAUCAGCAACCGGAAGGCAGUCCCGUGGUUCCUAGGAAAAGAGACCCCGGGCACUUUGCAGAGAGGGCGAGCGGGCGAGCGAGCUCAGAAGAGGCUGCAGGCGCCGAGGCUGGACCAGAAAGACUACGUCUGUUUAGGCAGGAAUCCCGACUUCCAGAGACCGAGGGAACAUGGCUACAAGGCUCUGGCUACAAGCCUGCCACCAUCAGAGCAGCCACCAUCGGGAGAAAAGCAAAACUACAACCCCGAGGUCUGGCACUUGAGAUUCCGAGGUUUUUGUCCCUCGAAGAGGGCCAGUCCUGACCAAAGUCUGAAGCAGAUCUCUGAGCUAUGCUACCAGUGGUUGAGACCAGACCUCAACAGCAAGGAGGAGAUCCUGGACCAGCUGGUGUUGGAACAGUUCAUGAUCUCCAUGCCGCCACAACUGCAGGCUUUGGUCAAGGAGAGCGGAGUGACGAGCUGCAAAGAUCUGGAAAAGAUGCUGAGGGAUCAUAGGAAACCCCGCUCGUGGUCCAUAGUAAAUUGGAAAGGACGACUAUACCUCCGCCGAGAUCCCAGAGUUGAGAAGGCUGAAGCCAGGGAGGAUGAGUGGGAUGACAUGAAGUGGUCCCAGAAGGACCUGUCAAAUCAGGAGGAGCCGCCCAGCAGACGCCAGGGUAGCCCAGCGCUGCUUCGGAACCUGUCUUCGGAGACGGAAGUGCCUUCCACUAGCAAGGCGAGUGUGUCUGGGGCAAUUUGGGAGAAGGGACUAGAAGAUGUGAUGACGCCCCGGGAAGAGGCAAAAUUGGAUCCUGUCACACCGUUCACCCACAUUCUAGAAAAAAGAGACCAAGCCGCAAGCACAGAUCCUCAGGGUCUCUGCAGCAACAGCAGGGACCGCGCUCCUACUUGCCGAGGAGGGGCCUCUGGUGUGUACCAUACUGAAAACAGGCAGCUAGCGGUGGCUGCUCUAGAGCAUCUCCCAGGCCAGGCUCGGUUUGAGUGCAGGGAAUGCAGGAGGAGUUUCCUUUACAGGUCUCAGUUUGUCAUCCACCAGAGGUCACCCACGGGAGAGAGACCCUUUGAGCGUCCCUUGUGCAACAAGGGCAUCCUGCAGUCCUCGGACCUUCGGGUCCACCAGCGCACCCACACGGGUGAGAAGCGCGUGUGCAGGGUCUGGGGCAAGGUGUUUGCCCACGAGUCCACCCUGCUGGGCCACAGUCGGGUCCACACCAAGGAGAAGCCCUACGAGUGCGAGCACUGCUGGAAAUGCUUCAGCCACAAGAGCAAACUCAACGUCCAUCUCCUCAUCCACAGCGACUGCAGACCCUACAGACCCUUCCGACAGCGGCACUCUGAAGCGACGUGUGAAAACCCAUUCAAGAGCAGUGCCCGUAGACGACCCCUGCUGCUCUUUCUAGUGAGCCUGGUCCAUCUCAGUCAGCCCACACAAGCCCUCAAGCUCCCAGGCAUCUCACCUCCCAAGGUGGCCUGUCAACCGGGAGGACAACCCGAGCCUCUGCAGGGGAAGUCUCUCAGUGCACCGUGCCACGAGAAGAGGCCCGGGAGAGCAGAAUGA
Cricetulus griseus (Chinese hamster) is the source of this 1683-nucleotide messenger RNA. The record is from RefSeq and is a predicted model, not a curated record. Lineage: Eukaryota; Metazoa; Chordata; Mammalia; Rodentia; Cricetidae.